AUGUCGGACAGCGAAGACUACAGCGAGCCUGAUGCCAUGAUCAUCGAUGGCGACGACGUGAGCAACUACAACCCUGACAACAUCCUGCCAAAGUCGGCCGAGGAGAUUAGAAGUAUCCGAAAAUGGCUUGAGCCGACAUCGUACACCAUCUCUGGCGGUGAAUUCCGCAAACACCUUGCUUCCCACGCGCAGGGGACCGGGCAAUGGCUAACCUCCACGGAGGAAUACGAGCAGUGGCUUCGGGGGGAUGAAUGUGGCCUGCUCUGGAUCAAAGGCAUCCCAGGAUCUGGAAAGUCCGUCCACGUUGCCAAGUUGAUAGACGACUUGGGAAAGACAAAUCCUAGUUGCCCGGUGCUGUUCUUCUUUUUCCGACAGAUUAUUGCUGCCAACCACAGCCCGCAGGCUCUCGUUCGGGACUGGAUGGAUCAGAUCUUGAAGUACAGUCCGCCGCUACAGCAUCAGCUCUUGACGUACGUGAACAAUGAAGUGCCGCUGAGUUCUUUGUCGACCAGCGAUCUGCUGAAGGAUCUGCAGAUGGCUUUCCGAGCUCUGCCUGACAAGGUCUUCUGCAUUGCCGACGCGCUCGAUGAGAUGGAUACGGGGAAUGAUGCCUUCAUUCAGGCCAUCGGGUCACUUGGCCAGUGGCGACCUGCCAAGGUCAAGGUCCUAAUCACGAGCAGGCCUGUUCCGCGAGUCGAGGCGCCCCUCCACCAUACACCGGCCCUCCAUAUCCGGCUCGAGGAGCGACUUGUUGAUGUUGACAUAUCGACCUACGUGCAUUCCGUUCUGUCAGAAUCACAUAUUCCUCGGAGUGAAUGGGGUGUCAUUAUAAAUGCUGUACCCGGCCGAGCGAACGGUCUCUUUCUGUACGCAAAGCUGGCGAUGGAGGCUUUUCUUGAGUCAGGCGGCGAUGUUGAGACCGUGCUGGCACGCCUCCCUGCAGAUCUCAAUACGCUCUACACCGACCUGCUGCAGGAACAUGCCAGGCGAUCUGGUAUAACGCCGAGCGUCCAGAACCUCAUUCUCCAGUCCGUCACGCAUGCAACGAAGCCGCUCCGACUGCUCGAGCUCGCCGAGAUGUGCCGGGUUAUCGACCCCGCCGGUUCGGGCAAGGACUUGAGGGUUAUGAAGAACCUUGUUAGGGCGGCCUGUGGACCGCUGCUGGAGAUCCUGCCGGACGAGACUGUAUCUGUUGUUCACCACUCCUUCACCGAGUAUCUCAAAGGCGCGACGCGAUAUGAAGAUGAGGGCGGCUACCCGGUGCUGCGGCCGGGUCCGUCCCACGCCCAGCUUGCUCUAUCGUGCCUGCAGUAUUUACUCUCGACUCGCUGCCUUGAUGAAGUUGAGAUCAGCAUUGAUGAAAAUGACGAAACGGAAGGCAUUGGUGACGAGCCCACCAGUAAGCUGUCUAGGAUCCCGGAGGAUAUACUCCAGCUCCGUAUGAAAUACCCAUUCUUUGCGUAUGCCACUCGCAACUGGUACGUUCAUAUCCAAAACUCCGAGGCAGCUUCCCACGCGCAAAACGAGAUCAACGAGGUUCUCGACCAGUUCUUCAGCGUCGAUAAGACGGUCAAGGCGUGGCUCGAGGUGAUCUGGCCAGGAUACACAUCAGACGCACGCAGGUUCUCGGGCCUGCACGUCGCGGGAAGAUAUGGGCUUGUGGCAUACACGAAGAGGCUCGCGGCGGAAAGGACUGGCGGCGUGGACGCAUGUGAUAUUUGCGGAAAGACACCACUAUGGUGGGCUGCUUCGGAAGGGCAUGCUGCCACGGUUAGCGAGCUGAUCGCGGCAGGGGCUGACCCGGGCCAUGAGCGAAAGUAUAACGGACGGCAGCCAGUGCACGAAGCUGCUAGUAAGAAUCAUCACGCGGUUGUCAAGGUCCUGCUGGAGGCUGGCGUCGACCCCCUGACACGCAUUGGUCUUACCGAACAUGAGAAGGCCAUGGAUUAUACCCCCGGCAGCCAGAGACCAGCUCUCACACUUGCAUGCGAGCACGGACAUAUGGAGGCCGUGGAUGCGUUCCUGCCGUUUCUCGAUCUCGACGCGAUGCACCGUGGCCUGUCUUGGGCUGCACAGAAUGGACAGGCAGCAGUGGUCAGGCUCAUGUUGUCGCAGCCUGGCGUGGAGGUCGACACUGUGGUCCGAGGCAGCACGGCCCUGUUCAAGGCUUGCUCGAAGAGAGAUUUGACUACCGUGAAGGCAUUGCUCGAAGCUGGAGCCGACCCAACAUUGUUGAAUGAGGUUUGGCAAGGUGAGUUCGGGUCGCUCAGGAGAAAAGACAUAUUGAAGUCGGACGGCUCCCACGCCCUAUUUACUUGUCUCCAUGCGCUUUGCGGCGGCGUGCCGGAUCAGCCCAUCUCCAGCUAUGACUGGGAUGACGAAGAUUGCUGCGAGAUGACCACGCUUCUCAUCGAGGCUGGCGCUGACAUUCACCGCCAGACGGAGAAUGGAAAGACUGUGCUGCAUUCUAUCGUCGAGGGAUCCUAUUACGUAGCGCGGGUGCUUAUCGAUGCCGGAGCGUCGACUAAUGCUGUGGACGCAAAGCUUCAGACACCGCUCUACUACUCUCGAGUCCCGGCUUGCAUCCCUUUGCUAGUGGAAGAAGGCGGCGCCGACAUCGAUGCGCGGGACUUGUAUGGAAACACACCCCUUCUCGCGGCUCUCGUUGAGCACAGCACUGAGGACAAGAUCCUGCUACUCUUGCAGUGCGGCGCGAAUGCCCAGGCUCUCAAUCGAGCCGGCGACAGUGCCCUCCACGUAGCGCUCAAGUCCUACUACGCGACACCGAGAGUUAUCCAAGCGCUGCUUGAAAGUGGUGUUGAGCCAGACGCACGGAAUUCCCAGGACGAGACAGCCCUGAUGUGUUCGUUCAGAUCCCAAGAUGCUGAGAAGAUUUGGGGCCUGUUGUUAGUGGCAGGCGCAGACAUCAACGCGCGAGAUCGGACCGGUCACACCAUCUUCUGGCAUCAGAUCGCACAGACACCGCGGUCGAAUGACGGCCAAGGUGGCAGCCCGCGCGACGAUGUUCAGUUCCUUCUUGAUCACGGAGCCUCCCCUCACAUGCGGGACCUGAGAGGGAGGACGUGUCUGCAUGAGGCUAUCAAGAAGCAGCCAAUGACUUUAUCGGAUGGCAAGGAUACUCCGCGUCUUAACUUCCUGCUAGAAAUCGGCCUCGACUGUACUCUCUCCGAUCACGACGGGAACUCGUUACUCCACGAGCUCGCUGCCAGAGAGAGAGAAAGGGUUAGACAUGGAGGCAAAUGGGUGCUGCCCCUUUGGGAGCGUCUUGUCUGCACUCUUGGGCUGGAUGUUGACCAGCAGAAUCAUAUGGGCCGCACACCGCUUCACAUCAUCUGUGAUGUGUUCCCUGAAGACGCUGAACGAUGGAAUGACGACCCUGGGCCUAUUGACUUCCUCCUCACACGGAUGAAGAACAUCCAUGUCCCAGACCACGCUGGUCUAACGGCCCUGCACAUUGCCUCGACCCGGACAGAAUAUUGCACAUGGAAACUCCUGGGAGCCGGCCUCAAUCCUCGCGCCAUCACCCACGAAGGCCUGGCCCCGCUGCAUCUUGCCGCUCGCGCAGAAAAGAGCAAUAUUGUCGGUAUGCUCGCGCGUUCUCUGCGCAAGUCACCAAAAUGCCGAGGCUUAACCCCCACCACGAGGACCAACACCUUCAACGACAAACACCAGAGCCAAGGUAUCAAUGCAGUUGAUGCAGACGGACUCACACCGCUCUAUUACGCUGUCAGAAGCGGUAGACCUGAGACUGUGAUGAUUCUCCUCAGAGCAGGCGCGGAGUCUAACGCAGGCUGCGAUCUGUUCGAAGCCUGCGGUGAAUUCGAGCAAGAGAAUGCCCUCCUUGAUGCGAAGAGCCAUGUCUACUACGACCCGCUGACUCUGCGGGAAGCCAAGAGAGAACCCUUAGAAGAACGAGUGGUGUUGUCUCCCGCUAAACCCUCCAAUAACGCGCUGUCUACUCAAGACGUCAGGAGGUUGGAGGAGAUUGUGCAGUUGCUGGUGAGCUUUGGGGCUGAUCCGUCCAGGCUCGGACCGACGCGCCAGCCCUCCCCUAGUGCUGGGAUCGUAGGUGACUGCGUAUGGCAAGGCAAGGCGUAUACAGCCAGCUGCCUCAUCGACAAUGUUCCCAAAUCUCUCUGGGUCAAGCCAGGCGAAGUGACCCCUUACUCGGGCUUCCUUUCCAUCAGCGCUGCUUCACAAAGACAGUAUACACUCGUCAAGGAGCUUGCCAAGCGUGGGGCGAGAUUUCUCCCCAAUCCCCGGGAUGAGUUCCAUUUUAGCCAUUUUGCGCUCUUAAUCCAACACGGUUUUUUCCAUCUAGUCAAGAGGAUUGGUAAGAUCGAGGCGGAGCGCGCACUUGGCCAGGGUGACUGGCACGCCUUUGGCGAUAGCUCCAAAGCAGGGUUGUGGUGCGCCCACCGGCCGGCGGACGAAGCGCAAUCGGAGGGAAAGGCCAUGCGUGGAUACAAGUCAGGCUUUGAGAGCAUGCCGAAGCCUUUCCUCCUAGAGGCGGUUCAGCGUGAGCUUCCCAACAUAGCAAUCGUCCGGCUGUUGGUGGAAGAUUUCCGCGUCGACGUGAACGAGAGGACCUGGGGCCAUGAUUACACCGAGCACGAAACGCAUCUCGCAUAUGAUCAAUCGGCGCUUCAUUACGUCGCGGAAGGCUUCCAUUGGUGGCAUGUUCACCUUGCUAUGAAGUAUCUUCUGAAGGUGCCGGAAAUCGACAUCAACUUUCGUGUCAAGGGCGGCCUUACACCUCUCCACGUGGCGGUUGGGGGUAUGACGGUCUUUGGCAAGCUUCGACCCCAUGCUUGCGACGCGGCGAAGCGCCUGCUCAAGGCUGGGGCAGAUAUUCAAGCUGUGACUAGGAUUGGGAGAGGCUGUCUCAGCUUGGCUAUACACGACGUUCAGAUGGUUCGAUUGCUGAUCAAGCAUGGGGCCAUCAUCUCGCCUGACGAUGUUGUCUCGGCCAUCGAAGCUGGUCAAGUCGAUGCUCUCAACGAGCUGUUGAACGCAAGAUAUGCCAACGAUGGAGAGGGUUUGGACUUGGACCUCGACCCAGCGCUGCGCACAGCGGGCAUGCUAUUUAUGAAGCCGAAUCCAGACGACCAGGAUGAUAUCUGGAGACCGACGGUUGACAAUGAGAUUGCCAUUGAGAUGAUCAAGAUCCUCAUCGAACAUGGCGCAAACCCCCUCUCUAACUACAUGUACUGUUCAGGAGAAGGGUUCGACAUCCCAAGACCAAGAUGGCGCCCGCACCUCCACUUCAAGAGGGGCGCGCCGCACACCUGCGCGAAUCCUAGCCAUCGCGAGGUGACCUUACUGCACGAGCUGAUCCGAGUAGUCAGAGAUUUUCAGAUCCAACCGUUCCUCAUUCCCGGGCUUGAUGUCAACUACAGAGAUCCACAAGGACGCACGAUUCUGCAUGUUGCCUGCGGAAGUGUUGACUUGAUUGAGAAACCCCUCGACCUCCCCACGGACUCUGCUACUGCUGGUGACGAGGGAGGGCGAGAAGGACAAACUCUCUUUCAACAUCUAGUAGGCCUUGGAGCUGAUGUUAAUGUACGCGAUCAGCUUGGUCAAAACAUACUCGUCUCUAUGAUCAAAUCUACUAGUUGGUCCAAGCCCUCGCCAAGGUGGAGAGACACGUUGGAGGCCAUUCUCUGCCUGGCUCCUGAGCUGGUACAUGACGCCGACGCACAAGGGGAUACCCCGUUGAUUCAUGCCGUGCGUAUGGCUAUUGGUCCGGCGGCCGACACGGAGACGGCCCGGUGCCUUCUAUCGGCGGGUGCAUCCCCUCUCGUGACAGAUAGCCGCGGCGAGGGUGUGUUGCAUAUCCUGGCAGAGGAUCUUGGCACGGCAGGGCUCCGUGACCUCUUCCGCGACCUCGUCAGCCGCGGAGCCGACAUCAACGGACGCAACACGAUAGGCGAGACGCCGCUCUUCAAAUUCGCCCGCCGAAGCCCGCAGGACUCCGACUAUGCUUUAGACCCGGAUUAUGGCAAGCGAAAAGUCAGGGGCGACGAGUACGAGGACCCGCGGGAGCAGGGGGCCGUAGCGCUACUGCAGGAGCUGGGGGCCGACUUCUUCGCCAGGGACAACGAGGGAAGGGGGCUGCUACACAUCGCAGCGGCGAAGGGCGGUGACGUGGUUCGGUUCCAGGAGCUGAUGGCCGUAGGGCUGGAUCCGAUGAUGGAGAACGAUGUGCAGCAGACGGCGAUUGAUGCGGCGGCGGCUUUCUCGAACAAUGCUGUCCUAGAGAUAUUUAAAAAGAAGGCAAGGAGGUAG
Clonostachys solani is the source of this 6309-nucleotide messenger RNA. The record is from the annotation of a GenBank genome assembly. Lineage: Eukaryota; Fungi; Ascomycota; Sordariomycetes; Hypocreales; Bionectriaceae.